Messenger RNA from Coccomyxa subellipsoidea C-169, 2144 nucleotides. RefSeq names its product spliceosome component, nuclear pre-mRNA splicing factor. The transcript has 12 exons. The record is from RefSeq and is a predicted model, not a curated record. The coding region runs from base 208 to 1740 and encodes 510 amino acids. Gene Ontology annotation, molecular function: ubiquitin protein ligase activity; protein binding. Gene Ontology annotation, cellular component: cytoplasm; Prp19 complex; U2-type catalytic step 1 spliceosome. Lineage: Eukaryota; Viridiplantae; Chlorophyta; Trebouxiophyceae; Coccomyxaceae. Gene Ontology annotation, biological process: DNA repair; protein ubiquitination; mRNA splicing, via spliceosome.
GCGUCAUAGCAUCCCUUUGGAAUGCUGGUUGAAGUCUGUUGCCUGUUCUCACCACCUUAAAAUAUCGCUAUCUGCUUUGGAAAGUGUACACUCUGAACUCAUUGACAGAAGGGUUUUUUUAGAGCCCAUACAUUCAGGGCGGAAGGAUCGCUGUUCAAUAUAAGCGCUUGAACACGAAGGGGUGGCCGUACCAGCUGAGACAGGGCUAUGUUUUGCUCUAUCUCUGGAACAGUGCCUGAGGAGCCUGUGAUCAACAGAAGUAAUGGGCAACUUUUUGAGAAGCGUCUCAUCGAGAAGCAUGUUCAGGAAACUGGCAAGGAUCCCAUCACUGGCGAACCUGCUUCUUUGGAAGACUUGCUACCCGUGAAGACAAACAAGGCUGUGAAGCCAAGGCCGUCUGCAGCCACCAGCAUUCCAGGCUUGCUCGGCCUGUUCCACAAUGAGUGGGAUGCGCUCAUGCUGGAGUCUCACCAGCAACGCAUCGCCCUGAUCCAGUCCAGGCAGGAGCUGUCGCAUGCAUUGUACCAACAGGAUGCUGCCUGCCGCGUCAUCGCAAGGUUGACGCGAGAGCGCGAUGAGGCCCGAUCGCAGCUGGAAAAUGCGGUCGCCGUUGCGCGCUCGGAUCUGGCGAACGGCAAGCGCACAGCCGAGGUGGAGGGCGAAGAGGAGCAGCCUGCUAAGCGGGCGGGCAUCCCUGCAGAAGUGUCCAGCGAAAUGCUGGAGCACAGCAAAGCGCUGUCCAAGGGGCGUAAGAAGCGGAUCAUGCCUGCCAGCCUCGCCACACCCCAGGACAUCGAGGCCUUCUCCCUCAUCAGCAGCCACCCCCUGCACAAGAGCACCAAGGGAGGCAUCCUGUCCAUUGACGUCGCUCAGGACAACGAGAACCUUCUGGCGACGGGAGGCGCUGACUCAGUGGUGGUGCUGUUUGACCGGGAGGCGUCGCGCAUCCGCGCCUCGCUCACGGGCCACACCAAGAAGAUCAACAGUGUGAAGUUCUUCAAGGACUCCUCGCUCCUGGUGUCGGCCUCCGCCGACCACACUGCGCGCAUGUGGCGCGCCAACGAGGACGGCUCCUACUCAGCGGCCCACGUCCUCACGGAUCACAGUGAUGAGGUCACAGCCGCCACGCUGCACGCCACGGGCUCCUACUUUGUGACCGCCUCCCUGGACGCGACAUGGGCGUUCUAUGAUAUCGAGACAGGCACCUGCUUCACUCAGGUGCCUUCCGCGGGCGCCGGAGAGGGCUACACCAGCGCAGAGUUCCAUCCUGAUGGCCUCAUCCUUGGCACAGGCACAGCAAACUCCCUGGUCCGCAUGUGGGAGGCGCGCCAGUCAAAGGCCGUGGCGCGGUUUGACGGGCACAAGGGAGCGGUGCGGGGCCUGUCCUUCAGCGAGAACGGCUACUACCUGGCCACCGCGGCCGACGAUGGCGUCAAGGUGUGGGACCUGCGCAAGCUCAAGAAUUUCAAGACGCUCGAGGCUCCGGCCGGCACGGCCGCCGGCGCGCCGCUCGCCGUCGGCUUCGACUUCAGCGGGCAGAACCUGGCGAUUGGCGGCAGCGACGCGCGCGUCGUCGGCGUCAAGCAGGACUGGGCCGCUCUCUUCUCACUGUCGGCCGCCCUCGGCAACAAGGGGGUGUCGGCUGUGAAGUGGAGCCAUGACUCGCGCCAUCUGUUUGUGGGUUCCACGGACCACAAUCUGCGCAUCUUUGGGGGCGAUGCAUCUGCAAUGGCCAGCUAGAUCAGCUGAAGGCCCUGAGGAAGCUUCUUUCGUUGGCCCAAGGCCACAUGUGCAAACUUUGGCAACUGGAGACCGGCUGAGUUGACAACUUAAAUGCUGUGGGGCUGGAGAGUAGCAACAGUCCAGAGGCCCUUGUUGCUGGAAACAUUCCAAGACUGCAGCCCUGCUGUGCCUGUUGCUCUCUUUGGACCCUCCCUGCUGCAUGUCGUGGUACACAAUUGACUAUAGAAUGCAGCAACAUAGGAGAUCACUUUGUUGGGAACCUGUUCAGGAUAUCGCUUGGAUCAGGAUUGCUUGUGCAUCACUUGCAGAACCCAUCAAAUCAGCAACAUCCAUGAUGGUGUUGAAGUCACCAUAAUCCAAGUUCUGUUGUCCAAUAUCUGAUUAAAGGAUUACAUUACUUC